AUCCAGAAUGGAAGAACAAAAACAUAUGCAAGGACCAAGCAAAAAAUCUAGAAAAAUCACCCAGAGAUGGACCAGCCAAGAACACCAAAUUUUAGUUAAUUUAGAGAAAGAACAGGACGGAGAUUCAGAAAUUAUCCCUGUCUCUAACACUAAGCCAAUUGAGAAGUCAUGCCCAAAACGAUUUGGACAGAAUUAAGAAGGAGUUUAAUAUCUCUAAUCCUGCAAGAUACGUUAUGGAUGAGCAAGUUCAAGAAAACAAUGUAGUGGAUCAAGAUCCUGCUUUUCCUGUAAUACCAACUCUGACUAAAUAUGAAGAAUUUGUCAGUGAAGUUGGCAUCCACUCGAAUAAACAUAAUAGUAUGAGGAACCAUACUUAUCCAAACCACUAUGAACGCCUGAAGCGAAAAUAGAAAUAGUCAAGAAGGGUCAUAUGGCCAAUCUUCAGAGCAAAGACUCCAGUCUUCUAAUAAAUAUUUUAAAGACUCUAAUGGGCUUCCUCAAGGGACUUCUACAACUCAAGACUCUGCUUACGUGUGCCUGAAUGGAGGAGAUGUAAUGAUCCGUGCUAAUGAAAUUGAAACUGUAAUUCCCUGAGAUAUCCAGAAAAGGGCACUCCCUAGUGGCAAGCAAAUAGCCCAGAUUUAUCCAAAUCAGCAUGUCAAAAUCUUGAUUUUACCUAUGGAGGUACAUCGAAGCUCAAUGGCUUUUGAUCAUAAGAUGAAAGAGUUCACACAUACUGAUGAAGGUGUACAACAGCAAAGGCCUUUAUCUGGGUUCAUGGCUAAACUCAGUCCUUUCCAUCAAGGUCUCAUGCAAACAUUAGGGAAUCUAUAUUGUCUCAAAGAGUAUGGCGUGAACUGUUUUCAGGAUUCAAAUGAGCAAUCCAGCUAUCCAAAUAGCAGUGCCUUAGCUGAAAUAGGGGAUGGAAUUGAGAGCUAUCUGUCAUCUUCUCUAAGCAGGCACCACUGAAGGCAAGGUAUUCAAGGGAGCCAAGGCAACCCUAACAACUCUCAAGAAGUCGUGCAUAGUGAGACAAACCGAGACUUCUUCAGUAGCUUUGAAGUGCCUAAGAAGCGCUCUCAGUCAGAUGAAGUGCAAAAGAGGUUACAAUUGUAG
Messenger RNA from Moneuplotes crassus, 1116 nucleotides. The record is from the annotation of a GenBank genome assembly. NCBI's taxonomy places the organism in Eukaryota, Ciliophora, Spirotrichea, Euplotida, Euplotidae.